UUUUUGGCAUGUCUAUUGGAGGAUUUGUCCAGGAGACCACAGAGAGGGGAUUUUUGUCUUCUAUGGGGCGCAAAGUGCCAAAAAAAAAGAGCUCCGAUAAGAAUACGUCACCAUAGAGUAAAAUGAUUGAGUUAGUGUGGGAGAAAUGAUGAUGGUUUUGGUGUGAAGAAGAGCUUGAGGAAGGGUAAUGAGGCGGAGGAGGAAGGAACCCAGUGGGAGAAAAAGAGGGAAAUUUCAUUUCACUUUCAGUUGCUUCGUGACUCUCUGUGUGGUUUCCAGUUUGAUGCAAAUUUGUCUUUCAACAGAGACAAAAAAAAAGAGUGAAUUUUCCAUUUCUCUUUCAUAUCUUCGUGCACGAAGUCGCUUUUUCUCCUGUUCAAUUUUCGUGAGUGCUUUUCCCAACUCUGGGGAGGAAAAUAGUCCUCUAUUAAUAGUUCUGCAAGUGUUCCACUUUUUUUUCGAGGAUUAUCAGUGUGAAAAAAGUGCCGGAAAGGAUAACAGAAAAAUGGAUAUUUUAACUGUAGACCAACAUGAGGUUAUGAAGGAAUUCCAAGUCAAUCUGGAACAUGAGCUGUGGCCGGAAAUUGAUAAAAACAAUGACGGUUUCAUUGAGCUCAAAGAGUUACGCGAAGCCCUGGAUCAGGUGGGCUUCAAGCUGCCGGGCUACCAGAUUCGUGAGAUGAUCAAUGAGUUCAGUCAGCGUCAGGAGGCACAGACAAAGGGUCGCCUGUCGUAUGACGAAUUUGAGUCACUGUGCAUGGACUUGAAAGCGAAAGAUGUGGGAAGUAAAUUUAAGACGGUUGUGUCCAAGAAGGAAAAUCUAGAGACAUUGGGUGGAAUGUCGAGUAUUUCAGCCGAAGGAACAACACACAGUGUUCGACUGGAGGAACAAUUGGCUUUCUCAGAUUGGAUUAAUUCAAAUUUGGGCCAUGAUCCUGAUCUAAGGCAUCUACUGCCAAUUGAUCAGGAAGGAAAAAUGUUAUAUCUGAAAAUUAAAGAUGGUAUUCUCCUCUGCAAAAUUAUCAAUCAUUCCUGUCCGGAUACCAUUGACGAGAGGGCCAUUAACAAAAAGAACCUGACAGUAUAUACGGAAUUUGAGAAUUUGACACUUGGUUUAGUGUCAGCACAGGCCAUUGGGUGCAACAUUGUCAAUAUUGAUGCUCAUGAUCUGGCCAAGGGAAAGCCACAUCUGGUGCUGGGACUCCUCUGGCAAAUUAUCCGGAUUGGUUUAUUCAGUCAGAUCACCCUUGAUCACUGUCCGGGGCUUGUGGCACUAGUCAAUGAGGGUGAAAAUCUCGAGGACCUCAUGAAGCUGUCCCCAGAGGCCAUUCUUCUGCGCUGGGUGAAUUACCAUCUCGAGAGGGCUGGUGUUCAGAGGCGUUGCACAAAUUUCCAGAGUGACAUUGCCGAUUCUGAAGUUUAUUCGUAUUUGCUGAAGCAGAUUGCUCCCAAUACCUCAGGCGUCACCCUCGAAGCACUCCGGGAGAAUGAUCACCUGCAGCGGGCCGAAGUGAUGCUGCAGCAGGCGGCAAAACUCAACUGUCGCAGCUUUGUGACACCUCAGGAUGUUGUUGGUGGUGUCUACAAGCUCAAUUUGGCCUUUGUGGCCAAUUUGUUUAACAAUCAUCCGGGACUCGAUGAGCCGGAACAGAUUGAGGGAUUGGAAUCAAUUGAGGAAACACGUGAGGAGAAGACAUACCGGAACUGGAUGAAUUCAAUGGGAGUGGCACCACAUGUGAAUUGGCUUUACUCUGAUUUGGCCGAUGGUCUAGUCAUCUUUCAGCUCUUUGACAUCAUUAAGCCGGGAAUUGUUAAUUGGAAUCGGGUGCACAAGAAAUUCACGCCACUCAGGAAGUUUAUGGAGAAGCUGGAGAAUUGCAAUUAUGCCGUUGAGUUGGGCAAACAACUCAAAUUCUCAUUGGUUGGUGUUGCUGGACAGGAUAUUAGCGAUGGGAAUGCUACGUUAACUCUCGCUCUGAUUUGGCAACUGAUGCGAGCAUACACUUUGUCUAUUCUUUCGCGUUUGGCCAAUACUGGAAAUCCAAUUAUUGAGAGGGAGAUUGUUCAAUGGGUGAAUCAGAAGCUGGAGAGCGCUGGCAAGAGUACAAGUCUCAAGAGUUUCCAGGACACGAGGAUUUCAGAUGGAAUAGUUGUCAUAGAUCUCAUUGAUUCCAUCAAGAAGGGAAGCAUCAAUUAUGAUUUGGUGAAGCAAGGAGGAACUGAAGAGGACAAUUUGGCCAAUGCCAAGUAUGCAGUGUCGAUGGCGAGAAAGAUCGGCGCUAGGGUUUAUGCUCUUCCGGAAGAUAUAACGGAAGUGAAGCCGAAGAUGGUCAUGACAGUUUUCGCUUGCUUGAUGGCGAUGGAUUACAUUCCCAAUAUGGACAGUGUCGAAACCAAUUCCCACUAGAAUAUUUUCAACUCUUCCAAAUUGUCGUACAUAAUUUUUUUUUCGCUUAAGGAAAAAAGAAAAAUCCAUAAUUGUGUAUUUUAGGUGCUUCUCAUGGAGAAAUUUUCAUUGUUUUUCCCCAUAUUUUUUUUUAGUAAGUUCUUUCGACACUAUUUUCUCUGCAUUUUUCUUCAAUGAUCAAUGAGAUGUUUUCUUUUUUGUUGUUAAAAUCUACCCCUUUUUGUAGAAUAUUUCAAAUUGUAUUCCUCAGUUUUUUUUUUUAGAUUUAAGGCGCUAUUCCAUAAUUAUGCUGUAAUUGUUUUAUUUUCAUGUCCAAGUGAUGCAGUAUUUGCAGAUAGAAGCGCGAGAAAUUGUGUGAAGGUUUAUAUAAUUUUACAAAAUAUGUAGAUUAAUAUGCAUAUAAUAAGGAGAAAAAAAAACGAAGAAAAUAAUAAUGACGAAGGGCGUGUCGUCCAACACACACAGAAAGUCCCCAAGAAUUGUAACAUCCACUAUUUUUGCUAAAUUUUUUGUGGGCAAAAAAAAUAAGAGAAAACAAAUCAAAGUCAAAAGUUCUGUGUGCGAUUUUAUCAUGAGAUUGAUGAAGAGCUAGAAAAAAAGUGCCAUCGCAGAGAGGAUGAUUGAGGGAGACAAUUGUGCAAUUAGAAUGGCACUGGACAUUUUUAUAAGGAAUAUAUUUUAUUAUUUAAAUAAAGGAAAAAUAAAAAAAAGGAAAAACAUAUACUAAGCACUAAGCGUAAUAUUUAAAAAAUGAAAUAUUUCACGAGAUAAAACAGUAAUUAACCAUUUUUUUACCAAAAUAAUCAAUACAGUAAUUUAUAAGUAAUAUAACAAUGUAAUUGAAUAAUAAAUUGGUAUGGUUUGCUACUAUUUUAAAUAAUAAUAAUAAUAAGAAAA
Phlebotomus papatasi is the source of this 3304-nucleotide messenger RNA. RefSeq names its product plastin-1 (gene Fim). The transcript has 5 exons. Gene Ontology annotation, cellular component: actin filament bundle; actin filament; cytoplasm. Gene Ontology annotation, biological process: actin filament network formation; actin filament bundle assembly. The record is from RefSeq and is a predicted model, not a curated record. Lineage: Eukaryota; Metazoa; Arthropoda; Insecta; Diptera; Psychodidae. The coding region runs from base 188 to 2407 and encodes 739 amino acids. Gene Ontology annotation, molecular function: calcium ion binding; actin filament binding.